Messenger RNA from Lasiosphaeria miniovina, 2326 nucleotides. RefSeq lists its product as uncharacterized. The record is from RefSeq and is a predicted model, not a curated record. Lineage: Eukaryota; Fungi; Ascomycota; Sordariomycetes; Sordariales; Lasiosphaeriaceae. Gene Ontology annotation, cellular component: mitochondrion. Gene Ontology annotation, molecular function: FAD binding; D-lactate dehydrogenase (cytochrome) activity; D-lactate dehydrogenase (NAD+) activity. Bases 433 to 2247 code for a protein of 604 amino acids. Gene Ontology annotation, biological process: lactate catabolic process. The transcript is spliced from 7 exons.
CCUCACUAGAAUUUCUGUCGAUUUCAGCGUAUCAUAUUCGCCAAAUAUUCGUACAGGGGUGUCGAAUAUAUCGCCGCCCACCCUAGUCCGAACAGCUACCUGAUUAGCGCCGAAACAGGAGGUGGCACAGCCACGCAACAUGCAGCCGACAGGCAGACAGGAGCCGACACCGCAGCAACUGCAACCCAGCAAGCAAUAUCAGUUAUGGGUCCCAGGGGCGGGGGGCAAGGCCAUCUACCGGCAGAUGCGGAGAACGCGGAACGAGUCGGCGGGGUAGCUCGCCCGCGGCCGGUUCUGCGUUUCCGCGGUCGUGAGACUAAAUCACUAGUCUCGGCUGAGGCUUAUAAGACUUUUGUUUGAACCCCAACGUUGGUUGCUGCCUCAGUUGAUGUUAAUUGGCGUCUUCCGGUAGUGUAAAACUGGAACUCGACCAUGUCGUUCGCAGACGAGGCAAACUCGGCCGUGCCCACACUGCCGAGCACCCACUCGGGAAUCCCCACAUUCCUCCUUGAGAAGGCGCAAAAGGCCAAAGAGGGCAUAUUCGAGACCAGGACCAAGCCCGCAAACGAGAGACAGCGCCUGCCCGUCGUGCCGCUGGGCAUCGAGCGCGAUGAGUUCACCAAGGCGCUGGCCGAGCUGCGGGGCCAGCUGGGCGCCGAGCACGUCGAGAUCAACGACAAGCCGCUCAAGGACGGAUGGUACAUGGAGCAUCCCAAUACGCACGACAUGAUGACUAUUCUCGACGAGGAGGAACUGGUUGCGUCGGCCGUGGUGUAUCCCGGCAGCACCGAAGAGGUGCAGCAGGUCGUGCUCUGGGCCAACAAGUACCGGAUCCCAAUCUUUCCCAUCUCCAUGGGACGGAACCUGGGAUACGGUGGGGCGGCGCCGCGGGUGCGCGGCUCGGUGACGGUCGAUCUCGGGCGGCGCAUGAACCAGAUCCUCGACCUCAACCCGGAGGACUACACGUGCCUCGUGGAGCCAGGCGUGUCAUUCUACGCCCUGUACGAGGCCAUUCAGGCCAAGGGCUACGCGCACAUGUGGAUCGACACGCCGGAUAUUGGCGGCGGCUCGGUGCUCGGCAACACCAUCGACAGGGGCGUCGGGUACACGCCCUACGGCGACCACUGGGCGUGCCACGCGGGGCUCGAGGUCGUGCUGCCGACGGGCGACGUCAUCCGCACCGGCAUGGGCGCGCUGCCGGGAAGCAACACGUGGCAGACGUUUCCGUACGGCUUCGGCCCGUACUCGGACGGCAUCUUCUCGCAGUCCAACUACGGCAUCGUCACCAAGAUGGGCAUGACCCUGAUGCCGAACCCGGGCGGAUACGAAAGCUUUAUGUACACAUUUCCCAAGGAAGAGGACCUAGGCCCGCUGAUGGAAAUCAUCCGACCGCUGCGCAUCAGCAACAUCCUCGAGAACGUCGCCCAAGUGCGGCACGUCAUUCAAGCGCUCGCGGCGCUCGGCCAGCCCCGCUCAAAAUUCUUCACCGGCUCGGGCCCGAUCCCGGCCGAGGUGGUCCACGCAGCGGCCACCACCGCAACGGCCGUGGGCGACUACACGUGGGCAUACUACGGCAUGGCGUACGGGCCGGCGCACAUCCGCGCGCACAAGCUGGCGCUGGUGGACGCUGAGUUCAAGCGGAUCCCGGGGGCGCGGCGCGUGGACCCGGCGACGCUGCCGGCCGACGAGUACUUUUGGGCGCGGGACCGCGUCGCGGCCGGGGUCCCCGACAUUCACGAGCUGCGCUGGGUCAACUGGACGCCCAACGGCGCACACGUGGCCUUCUCGCCCGUCAGCCCGAUCCGCGCGGCCGACGCGACCGCGCUGUUCGCGCUCGGCAAGCGCGCGCACGACCGCUACGGGAUUGACUUCUUCCCGGCCUUCUGUGUCGGGCUGCGCGAGAUGCAUCUGAUUGUCGAGAUUGUGUUUGACCGCGACGACGGCGCGGCGCGGCGGGCCGCGCUGGAUUGUCUGCGGGACAUGAUUGACGAGGCGGCGGCGCUGGGGUACGGCGAGUACCGCACGCACCUGGUGCUCAUGGACCAGGUUGCGAGCACGUACAGCUGGAACGACGGCGCACUGAUGAAGUUCAACGAGCGCCUCAAGGACGCGCUCGACCCCAACGGCAUCCUCGCGCCGGGCCGCUGCGGCAUCUGGCCCAAGAGGUACCGCGGCCGCGGCUGGGAGAUGACGCGCGAGAGCGGGCAUGUGUCUGAGGGUAGCGGUGUUGAGCCGGCGGGACUGUGAGGUGAGUUGGCGUCGUUGGACGUGGCUCCAUGUCUCAGGUGCAUGUAGUUUGAGACAGCUGCAUUCAAUAAUAAGAAGU